Messenger RNA from Micromonas pusilla CCMP1545, 936 nucleotides. It is a transcript of the gene SEN2, whose product is annotated as tRNA-splicing endonuclease subunit Sen2. Gene Ontology annotation, molecular function: tRNA-intron lyase activity; nucleic acid binding. The record is from RefSeq and is a predicted model, not a curated record. Gene Ontology annotation, cellular component: tRNA-intron endonuclease complex. Gene Ontology annotation, biological process: tRNA-type intron splice site recognition and cleavage; tRNA splicing, via endonucleolytic cleavage and ligation. The transcript is spliced from 3 exons. NCBI's taxonomy places the organism in Eukaryota, Viridiplantae, Chlorophyta, Mamiellophyceae, Mamiellales, Mamiellaceae. The coding region runs from base 1 to 936 and encodes 311 amino acids.
AUGCCCCCCGUCGCGGACACGAGGGUGCACUUCAAGCGCGGGAAGCGACGCGCCGCGGCGAAGCAGCCCUCCCCCGCGGAGUGCCUGCGCGUGCUGUCCGCGUGCGACCUUCACGGGGUCUUGCACCGCGGCGCGGUGUGGCUGCGAUGCGCGCGAAAGCUCGCCUAUCUCUUGGAGCGCGUGUGCUUGGGACGCCGCGCGCGCGGCAGCUCGGGGCGAGGCGCGCCGUGCUUCUUUCGAAACGUCGUCGGCGACGAGCGCGGCGGCGAUUCGGCGGACGACGAUCCGAUCGUGAGGCUGUCGCCCGAGGAGGCGUUUUACGUCGUGUGGUGCCUCGGGAGUCUCACCGUGCACGCGCCGCGCGACGCCGCCGACGAUGCCGCCGACGGCGCCGAAAACCAAAUCCAAAACCCGGAGCGAAACGCGCCGCCGCCGCCGUCGCUGACGCCGCUGACGAUCGACGAGCUCUGGCGCGCGCUGCUCACCGCGGGGAUGUCCGGCGUGAACGCCGCGAUCGCGGCGCCGCGGUUCGUCGCCGCGGCGGCGUCGCAGAUACACUUCCGCUCCGCCGGGUGGCUCCCGCGAAGCGGGCUGCAGUACGGCGCAGAUCUCGUGUUGUAUCGCAACCACCCCUCGCUCGUGCACUCGGACUGCUGCGUCGUCGUGAAGCCGUCGAGCGCGAUCGUCUCCCGCGCGUCGGGGGUGUUCGGGGAGGGAGGGGAGCUCGAGAAGGACUCGCGGUGGAUCGAAGUGCAAGCCGCGUCGAGGCUGUGCGUGCAGGUGAACAAGAGGCUGGUGUUCGCGACGUUGGACGUCGCGGGAGGGGACGCGGACUUUCUGGACCCGGAGUGCCUGAAGCGGCUGAGCGUGAACGAGAUGGAGGUGACGCGGUUCAAUCCGGACAGGCACCUGACGCGCGGCGAGCGGCCGCCGUGA